Molecule: messenger RNA, 3099 nt
Organism: Brassica rapa (field mustard)
Lineage: Eukaryota; Viridiplantae; Streptophyta; Magnoliopsida; Brassicales; Brassicaceae
Product: pentatricopeptide repeat-containing protein At4g19440, chloroplastic-like
Molecular function (GO): protein binding
Source: RefSeq, a predicted model, not a curated record
AUGCGAUUACGGAAGAAAGGCUUACAAGAGUUUUUCAACAUGGUGCAAGUAAAUCCGGUCAGGCGUGAUCUUCAUAGGACGGCUCAAAUUAUGCGGUUAGGUGUAGAUCCUAAUAAGGCAGGUAGUGUUGUCGGUUAUCGAAUCGUCUUUAGGCCGGAAGGUUUUGUAGUAGACACAAAGACUUCAAAUGCUUUGCUUCAUGGACUCUGUGAAGAAGGGACGCUGGAGGAAGCUCUUAGGAUUAGAGAAGAGAUAUUAGGGCGUGGUUUAUUACAUACACAUUUUUAUAACAUGUUGAUUUCUGGAUUUUGCAGAAAGAGGAAAUUGGAAAAAGCUUUUACGUUUAUGGAUGAAAUGGCUAAGAGAGGACUUAAGCCUAACAAUCAUACUUACAGCAUAUUGAUCCGUGGGAUGUUUGAUUUGAAUAAAGUCGAGGAGGCCAUACAGCUUUGGGGUUCUUGGAAACGGAACGGUAUGCUUCCAGAUGUUAAUACAUAUUCAGUCAUGAAUAUGAUAGAUGGAUGUUGUAAAGCUGAAAGAGUAUAAGAGGGUCAGAAACUGUUUGAUGAGAUGAUGAGCAAGAACGUGCAGCCAGAUAGUGUUGUUUAUAAUCAUCUAAUCAAAGCAUAUUGUAGAAGUGGGAGGCUAUCAAUGGCCUUUCAUCUCAGUGAAGAUAUGAGAAUCAAAGGAAUCUCACCUAAUUGUGCUACAUAUACUUCACUAAUAAAGGGGUUGUCAGUAAUUAGCCUUGUUGAGGAAGCGAAACUCCUCCUCGAGGAGAUGAAGGAGGAGGGUUUGGAACCGAAUGUUUUUCAUUAUACAGCACUUAUUGAUGGGUAUGCAUUCAAAGAGAGCAUAGUCACAAGCAAACAUUAAGGGAUGGAGCAAACCCAUACAUAGCUGAUGAAAAUAUUGUUUUAGAUGUACAUAUACUGUAUGGAAAAUAUAUACUUUAAUACUUAACUACUCAUAUUCAAUAUAGAAGAUGGCGAAAGUUAGGACUCUUGGAUGCAUGAAGAAAAAAAUACACUACCCACAGUCACAGAUUACUUGCCAUUAUCCAAUAAAUUGUAUUAUGGAUAUAUUAAUAUCUGUCACUUUCUUUCACCUAAGGCCUAGUAUGGAUCGGAUAAUAAGUAACUUGUACACACUUGGGACGACUGAAAAGAACCUAAGUUUUGGGUAAGUUGAGAGUCAAUUACCCUGAAAGCUGGGGAUCUCUGAAACAUACAAGAUAUGUAAGCCCACACAUAUACAGCUACCAAACUAUUAUCACGUGGUAUGGACCAUUCUUACUAUCUACAUCCGUUCGUCUCUAGUUUGUUCUUCUGUUAUCUCAAAUACCUUGUGAAUGAAAUUACUCUAGGUUCCGUAUUUAAAUCAUUUAUAACUUUUUGUGAAGUGAAAGAGGUAAAGUCACUUGUCAAUGGAAAAGUACAUUUCAUUUUCAUCCAACUUUCAUGUCCCCUCUUUUUCACCAAUUUAGAUCCAGCAACCACAUGAUCUGAGGUACACUAUAAUAUGUACAGUUUAUGUAUGCGUAGUAUGUCACAUAGAAUUAUAGAAUCAUCCUUAGCUUCAUACAUCAAACACAUUCCGUACAGUACGGACCUGCAAAUUGAAUAUUUAGUCCGAGAACAUGCGAUUUCACUUCUCAUUAUAUGAGAACAUGAGUUUACUCGUAUGGUCUGAGCAUGUACAGAGAAGAGUAGAAGACUAAUAUGUAUUUUUAUAAUUCAUAAAUAUCACCGAUUAGAAAUAUGUCAAGAAAACAUCACGUUUAGAAGAAAACAAUCUAUGUAGUUAAGUAUUCUUUAUAUAUAGGUUUUGCCUUUUAAUUGUUAGGCAAUAUACAACGAAAGAUUGAGAAAGCUUAAAAUUGCCACUUCAUUACAAUUUGGACGGUUAGACCAACUUAUCGCUUUUAAGUUUCCAUCCCUUUAAGAUAUUCAUACUCAUCAACAAGUGAAGCUUUUUGGUUUAUUGUUGGAUAAAAAACCUUACACUUUGUUAGCCAAAAAAAAAACUUACACUUAUACCAAACUUUUAAUACAUAUACAUACCAAUAUACCAUAUUGUACCAUAUACAUAUAGAUGUGUGUGCAUAUAAAUAUCUUAAGAAAGGAGUGAAGAGCAAUUCACAAACCAAUCACUUCGUACCAAUUACCAUAUAACAAUCACACUCAACACUCUCAUGGCUACUCAAUUCAUCAUCCUCGGCUCAAGUCCACCUCCCCCCCCCCCCCCCCCCCCCCCAUAAUCUCAAUUUAGACCCGUGGAAAACAUGAAAAAUACUGAUUUAGAGAAAAACCUUUCAUAUCAAAAUCUCAAUUUAGACCCGUGGAAAACAUGAAAAUACGUAAGACCACAUGCUUUUUAGUGAAAAGAACAAUGGAAAACACAUACAGAUACCAAACUAUUCGCUCGUGGUAUGGACCAUUCUCACUCUCUACAUCCGUUCGUAUCUAGAUUCCAUAGAUUCUAGGUUCUUCUUCUCAUUAUAUCUCAAACAAUGUGUGAGUGAUUAGUCUAAAUCCCAUAAUUAAGUCAUUUGUAGGUAAAUAUUUUGUGAAGUGAAAGAGGUAAAGUCACUUGUUAAUGGAAAGUACAUUUCAUUUUAUCCACCUUUCAUGACCCCUCUUUUCACCAAUUUAGACCAAAUACUUUAGAAUAUACUUUAAGAGCAGGAUUAUCGUAAAAACCGUUACAGGUUUCUUAAAUUUUUAUUUUGUCUGAUUUGAAAAAAAAAAAAUCGAAUCAGUCGCGGGUUGCCACGUGUCGGUAGGGUCUGCGAUCCUUAACAAGCGAUCCUUAUUUGGUGGUUUAUGUCACCGCUUUUUAACAUUUUUUGCGGAGCCUACACACUAUGAAACUCCUUUAUCUACUGCGAUAAUCAUGGUCUAAAUCUAAGAAAAAACUUACUGCGAUAAUCCUGGUCUAAAUCUAAGAAAAAACUUGACAGUGACUCGUCAUUAAAAUUGGACGGUUAGACCAACUUAUCACUUUCUAGUUCCCAUCCCUGUAAAACGUACCCAUCAACAGCUUUUUGGUUUAAUUUUAGGUAAAAAAAACUUACAGUUAUACCAAACCUUUAACACA